Pterocles gutturalis (yellow-throated sandgrouse) is the source of this 461-nucleotide messenger RNA. Its product is annotated as abl interactor 1. Gene Ontology annotation, cellular component: intracellular anatomical structure; lamellipodium. The record is from RefSeq and is a predicted model, not a curated record. The annotation marks the transcript as partial. The transcript is spliced from 4 exons. Gene Ontology annotation, molecular function: cadherin binding; SH3 domain binding. NCBI's taxonomy places the organism in Eukaryota, Metazoa, Chordata, Aves, Pterocliformes, Pteroclidae.
GCUUCAGAUAAAAGGAAGGCAUUAGAGGAGACCAAAGCCUACACAACUCAGUCUCUAGCCAGCGUUGCUUAUCAGAUCAAUGCACUGGCCAACAAUGUAUUACAACUGCUGGACAUCCAAGCAUCCCAGCUGCGGAGGAUGGAGUCCUCCAUCAACCAUAUCUCCCAGACUGUGGACAUCCAUAAAGAAAAGGUCGCUCGCAGAGAGAUAGGCAUUUUGACGACCAAUAAGAACACAUCAAGAACUCACAAAAUAAUAGCACCAGCGAACAUGGAACGUCCUGUAAGGUAUAUUCGAAAACCUAUAGACUACACGGUGCUGGAUGAUGUUGGCCAUGGCGUAAAGUGGCUAAAAGCCAAGCAUGGAAAUAACCAGCCUGCAAGAACUGGCACCUUGUCAAGAACAAAUCCGCCUACACAAAAACCACCAAGUCCUCCCAUGUCAGGCCGGGGAACUCUGGG